ACCCAUGGUAACCACAAUGCAAUCACAAAAAUCACAACCAUUGACAGAUAUCAACCAUAUUUCAUCUAUUUUUGAGCCAUCCAAAUUUGAUCUACCUUAUCCAACAAAACCCCACCUUUAUCACUACGCUUCAUUACAUACCCCUUCCCUUCAUUUCCUCCUUUCCCUUUGCAUUCAACAUAUCAAAAACAUCACAACAGCUCUAAAAAUGGCAACAGCAGCAGCAACAUCAGCAACAAUACCAGCUGCAGCAACAAUCACAUGCAGCAAAACACAAAGAAAGAUGAACAAACCAAGAGUUGUGUACAUGAAUGGGCUUAACUCUUAUGGUGGGCUUAAGGCACAUAACCCGGUGCUCGGCCUCGGCAAACCCAUCUGCACUGAGCAAUGCUUUGCCAAUGUGAUUAGCUCAUUGAGGACUAAUGGUGCUGGUGGGGGUGCUGGUGCUUUGUCUUCAACAUGUAAUGCUGCAGGUGAGAUUUUUAGGAUUGCUGCAAUUAUGAAUGGGCUUGUUCUUGUUGGUGUUGCUGUUGGUUUUGUGCUUCUUCGGAUUGAAGCUACACUUGAAGAAGCUGAGUAGUUUUAUCAUUCAUUUGUAUUUUAUAUUUGGAUCGACAUAUAUAUAUUAAUUCUCUUUUUAUCUUCCCUAAUCUUUGAAAUUGGGAACAUUAUAUGUUCAGUUUGUAAGUUGGAAUGAUAAAUUUUUUAUUUUGAUCUCA
Molecule: messenger RNA, 719 nt
Organism: Amaranthus tricolor (Joseph's coat)
Lineage: Eukaryota; Viridiplantae; Streptophyta; Magnoliopsida; Caryophyllales; Amaranthaceae
Exons: 2
Coding region: 5-580 (191 amino acids)
Cellular component (GO): cytochrome b6f complex
Source: RefSeq, a predicted model, not a curated record